Prunus persica (peach) is the source of this 510-nucleotide messenger RNA. RefSeq names its product tyrosine--tRNA ligase 1, cytoplasmic-like. NCBI's taxonomy places the organism in Eukaryota, Viridiplantae, Streptophyta, Magnoliopsida, Rosales, Rosaceae. The transcript is spliced from 3 exons. The coding region runs from base 102 to 353 and encodes 83 amino acids. The record is from RefSeq and is a predicted model, not a curated record. Gene Ontology annotation, molecular function: tyrosine-tRNA ligase activity.
UCUCUUUCCUCCUCUUUUCUUCUUCUUUUCCUUCGCUGUUUCUUGUUUCUUUUUUUCUUCCUCUUUCCUUCUUUGGGAAAGCUUCACACUUAACCUUUCCAAUGGCGACUGAAGCACCAGAGCAAGCCCCCCAAGCCGAUGGAGUCCAAUCUCUUUCAAUUUCCGAGGCUUCACCAUCCAGCUCUUCAAAUCCAACCAUCCAUUUGGAGGAGAAGUUCCAGAUGUUGAGGAGCGUGGCAGAGGAAUGUAUUCAAGACUACGAGGUUCGGAAUUUGCUGGCUCAUAAGUCCGAACCCAUCGCCUAUGAUGGGUUUGAACCCUCCGGUCGAAUGCAUAUAUUGCUCAGUAGUUGAUUUUGAACAAGAUUUGAUACUUUUUGUGGAGAGAAGAUACUCAAAUUGAGACUCUGCAGUGUGUUAUUCUCGUGUAUUGAUUAUUUGGAUUGCAACGGACUUUCUUGUGUUUUGAAAGAAUAAUUGUUAGUAAGAAAAUUAAGGGCAUGUUUUCAUU